AUGGCGCAGAAAAGAAAGGCUCAAGAGGCGUUUGGCAAGGCCAACACCCAGCUCAGUGCGGUCGCGGCGGCGAAGCAAGCGAGACUGCGGGCACAACAGUCCAUACCCGGCACGGAUGCUCUGCAAGGCGACAUCGAUCGAGCCUCUGCUAUUGCAGAUACCCCAUAUGACGGCCAAAAUGACGCUUCCAGAGAAGGAGUAUCUGAACCUGAUGUCGAGGUACCUAUUGCGACCCUUCCACCAGCCAAGUCAAGUGUGAAGUUGUCGAAUUUUUCGCGCGAUAAAAGCACUGUCCUCAAAGAGUCCGACGAGCGAUGGGAGUUCUCUUUGAAAGCGGACGAGUAUGUCACCUUCAUCGGCGAGUUUGAUCUAGAGGUCUCGAAAGGAUUCGCUUCGAUUCACGGCGCAAUAUUGCAUGCCAACUCUGGUGUGCAGCGAGUCUACGCAUUGAGUCCGCAAGCUAUCCCGGCAAUAGUGGCACGCAAAGACGACACCAUUAUCAAAACAACGGCCAUUGGCAGAGAUCACAACGACUCUGUACUAAGCCUUGAACGACUUUCGCCUCUCUUCGGUAAUAUCGGUGCGAAGCAUAAGUAUUCGUCGAGGUCAUUCGCUCUGCUGAAGGAGUCAUCGGACGACCCUCUACAACGACUGCUCGUCGUACUCGAGGUAGACGAUGACACCAAAAUGGUACUUUCUAGGCUCAAUGCGAAGCUGGACUCAAGUGACAGUGCACCGCGCAUCAUGGCCGUGGGAGCGAAGUCUUCAGGAAAAUCUACAUUCAACCGACUUCUUUGCAACAUGAUCAUCACUCGACCAGGACAACAGCGGUGCUUCUACCUUGACAUAGACCCAGGCCAGCCAGAAUUUGGACCUCCUGGACAAGUGUCUUUGGUUGAAGUCACGACUCCCCUCCUUGGGCCGGCCUUCACACAUCCAGCAUCGGUCGAUUCGAAAGCUUUCCGCCUCGUUCGAUCACACACAAUAGCCGCCACUUCAUUCAAGGACGACCCCGGACACUAUGUCAACUGUGUCGUGGACCUGACGAAGCGCAUACCGAACGAUGUGCCUGUGGUGGUCAAUUCCUGUGGAUGGGUCAGCGGUCUCGGCGCGACUGUACUAUCAGAUAUAGUCGCUUGCACCAGUAUCACGGACUCGGUCACCCUUGGGCCACUAGAUGCUGACCUUGAAGAUGGUCUCAAAUCUCGAACGACUCUGCACAAGGUGGCACGGCGUCAGGGUCGAGUGUCUGCGCGAACACCAGCAGAUUCGAGGGCUAUGCAAACUCUGGCUUACUUCCAUCAGAAAGACAGGACGUCGAAGGGAAGGCUACGAUGGGACUCCAAGCGUAUCAGUCAAAUGCGGCCCUGGAUCAUCGGAUAUUGUGGCGAGAGCGCUGGCGUUGAGGCUAUUUUAUCGUACGGACAGGCCCCUCAAGCCGAUUUUUUGAGCGAGGUGCUCGACGGCUCAAUAGUCGCCAUUGUUGAACACGAUUCCGACCUCUUCAAUGCCACAGCUGUUGAACGAACCAACAAGGAGGAUAUUCCCUACAUCACCUCCAGAGAAGACGGCUUCUCGUUUCCGAUCGAUCCCCAGCAGAGCAAGUGCUUAGGCCUGGCUCUGAUUAGAGGCAUCGACAUCCAAAACAAGAAGCUCCAGCUCGUAACGCCACUGCCCGAGAGCCAGAUAGCGGAGCUAUUACAGCGCAAAGUAGUCCUCAUCCGUGGCGGCUUCGAUUCCCCAGAAUGGGCUUAUCUGGAAGAUCUCUGCGCAGCAGACAAGGAAGACAUGGGCAAAAUGGACGCGGAGAACGAUCGGCCCUGGGUCACAUUGAGAGAACAUGUGGGUGUGGAGGGAUCAGUGUGGAGGUUGCGACAUCCGCCUACGAGGGAUAGUCUGCGGUAG
This is a messenger RNA of Zasmidium cellare ATCC 36951, 1905 nucleotides long. RefSeq lists its product as uncharacterized. Gene Ontology annotation, cellular component: nucleus. Gene Ontology annotation, biological process: cleavage in ITS2 between 5.8S rRNA and LSU-rRNA of tricistronic rRNA transcript (SSU-rRNA, 5.8S rRNA, LSU-rRNA). NCBI's taxonomy places the organism in Eukaryota, Fungi, Ascomycota, Dothideomycetes, Mycosphaerellales, Mycosphaerellaceae. The coding region runs from base 1 to 1905 and encodes 634 amino acids. Gene Ontology annotation, molecular function: polynucleotide 5'-hydroxyl-kinase activity. The transcript is spliced from 2 exons. The record is from RefSeq and is a predicted model, not a curated record.